Protomyces lactucae-debilis is the source of this 1516-nucleotide messenger RNA. RefSeq lists its product as uncharacterized. The record is from RefSeq and is a predicted model, not a curated record. The coding region runs from base 35 to 1267 and encodes 410 amino acids. NCBI's taxonomy places the organism in Eukaryota, Fungi, Ascomycota, Taphrinomycetes, Taphrinales, Protomycetaceae. The transcript has a single exon. Gene Ontology annotation, molecular function: tocopherol cyclase activity.
UCUCUUCAUGACUUGAACCACACAAGCUGCUGCUAUGAGUGUAGAAAUAGCAAGAAAGACAAUCUCUGCUCACUGGCUUCCGCAUAAGCGAUGUCAAUUCGAAGGUUACUACUCCAAGUUCCGCCUUGAGAGCGGCAAUCAUCUUGCCCUCAUUGUCUGCUCUGUCCAUGGUGCGCCUCAGCGCGCGCAUAUGGUGUCUAUGACCUAUGUUCUCUCCUCCGCUAAUGUUGCUGCAACUGCAAGAAAGCUAAACAUACAAGAAAAAGAGGUACAGCGUUCUUGGCAGCGCGAAGUGUGGGCCAAGGAAAAUGUAUAUCGUGCGAGCCCUUCAAAGACUGCAUUCACAAUUGAUGUGCUGGCCGCAGAUUCGACUGCAGAGCCACAUGGCGUAGUGAAGUACGAUGAAGAAGGUAUGCAUUAUGAUUUACAUGCACUCCCGGACACACGCGAGGGCCUUUCUGGCUUUCAGCUCAAGUGCACAAGUAAGCCUGAUACGCGCGAUCCUUAUAUUCAGGGAGAUGAGCAGAGUACACCUGCGGGCGUGUUCGCAAAUUUGCCAUUACCUAUUCAGUGGCAUGUUCAAGCAUUAUCUCAGGACUGUAUGGUCAGUUUAUCCUUGGAGACUCCAGAAGGCAGGGCAGAUCCUAUUCUCGACGAGCUUGAUAAAGAAGGUAUGGCAACCAUGCAUCAAGAAAAGAAUUGGGCAGCUUCUUUUCCAGAUGGCUAUCUAUGGGUACAGUCGUGGAGUGAAAAGGGAAAGCCUGGCGAUGGUCUGUGCUUUGCUGGUGGUGAAGCAAUGCUUGGCAUUCAAGCCUAUCUGUUGACUUAUCGUCCCUCUCCAGAAGGACUUGCUGCAGCGAGAAGCACAAGGAAGGAUGCUAACAAAGCAUUCACCUUCCGUCCUCCAUUCAGCAUGUCAGUCUUUGGGUGGUCACCGUUCCUGUCAGUCAAGCGCAAAUGGAUAUCUCCAAGCAGCAACUCGACGGAUCCAUCCACCUGCAUCCUCGACGUUGCCACAUUCCGUCAACGUCUAGUUGUCCAUGCAGAAGCAAAGAAGGAGACAUUCUUCACGCUAUCAGCACCGCUACCUGAAGGUCAUCGACCACGAUUCUGCACACAAUCGUUUGAAGCGACACUCAAAAUUGAGGCGUAUCGACGUACUUUACCCUGGCAUGCAUGGACGCUCGUCAGCAGUGAAGAGCGAGGUGAUUCAAGUUUAGAAUUCGGCGGAGACUAUUUUCCUGAAGCCGGACAACAGCAGUGGUGAAUGCGGUGGAAGCACAUGAAGGAUCGUAAAUGUACAUACAUGCCUACCAGGCAAGCAGGACUUCUUUGGGAGCGUACUGCCGCAGCUAGUAGCGAUCACCCAGAUUACCCGCAAGACUCAUGAGGAAGGAGACGAUACUCAAGCCUGCAGUUGUCCAAGCAAGCCGUUCAGCUCGUGUCAGCGCAGCAUCAACCACUUCGCCAUUCAGUUCCCCAACAGGAGUCGCUUGUCCCUUUUCCAAAUCAAUCU